Messenger RNA from Daldinia loculata, 3989 nucleotides. RefSeq lists its product as uncharacterized. The record is from RefSeq and is a predicted model, not a curated record. The transcript has a single exon. NCBI's taxonomy places the organism in Eukaryota, Fungi, Ascomycota, Sordariomycetes, Xylariales, Hypoxylaceae. The coding region runs from base 451 to 3714 and encodes 1087 amino acids.
GAUUUACCGGUUUCUGUAGCAACGGUGCCCCAUUUAUUCAGCCCCAUCUAAUUAUCUAAUCGUCUAACCAUCUCUAGCCACAUCCACUAAUUUCAAUUAACGCGCUCAGUCGCGUCUUUCGCAGUCCCUCAGGUCCCCUACUAGGGAAGGUUAAGAAAAAGGUACAUUAGGGUACCUCUUAAUAAAGUUACCUAAAGCACAUAGCAACCACCAAGGGAGUUGUAACAUUCUUAUGAGGUACAUUUGACUAACACAACCCAUUAUCAAACUUUUUUUUUUUUAAACUCAUGUCUAAAACUAAAUCCCGCCUGCUUUCUACCUAUGUACCUACCUAUGACUUUCUAUUCUCAAACCCUCAUCCGAGUUUCAGUUGGACUUGCUCUACUAAUUCCGCUUGGAAUUCAGGACAUGAUGUCGGAUUAACAACCCAUCGUACCCGGUAUUGAAACGAUGGAUAAGGGUACCACCGGUGUCGAGCCGUGGAGGCGAGCUCGCCUCGGAGACGAACCAAUUUACUGCGCCGCACCGACUCCGUCGAACCCAGACGACAUUAUCUGCCUAGGCUCAGACGAAGAACUCGAUGACGCCGAAAAGAUUGCAAAGAGGCUAAGAUAUGAGGCACAGGCACUGCGAUAUUUACAGGGUAAGCCGGUGCGAGUCCUAUCCGCAUCUCUACAUGGACCCUUCGACAGAGCCUCAGGCUGGAAGAAUCCUUGGCUCCCGAAACAACCCACAACCAAGAAAUCUGUUCUCAAAUCAUCCCGAUAUCCGACCAAACCCAUCCCGCCGUUCAGGGAACACGUCCACAAAGUUUCCGAACGAUUAGGGCAGCAAUAUAGUAUUAUGCCUGGCACCGACAGCUCUGCGCGUUGCCAUUUACCUAGUCCUGAAAGUAACCGCGGGUUACAAUUCUCCAGCAAUACGUUAGAGACAGAGAGGCAUAGUCGAAUACAGGCUUGGGCAAAGGAGGUAUCAAAAGGUACCAUCUUGGAGAGAGAUGCUUUCUGGGCGCCUGACAAAGUACUCUAUGAAGAAAAUGAUGAACCUAGAAAGAAACGACCUGCCGGGAAAGAAUGGCUAAAGAAAGCAUCAAAGCGGAAAAGACUGAGCAGUCCACAAAAUACAACCAUGGGGUCUACUCCCACGCCGCUACUGCCGACGCAAGCACCGGUCCGAAGUACAUCAGUUCCUAUAAAUACACGCUAUCUUGAAAAGUCGGAUUACUCAAAGCUCAAGGUCAGCCAGAGCUUCGAAUUCGUUACUCCAUCGUCUACUAUUAGCCCGAGCCGUCGGGGAGUUAAGUACGAAAGAGAGGCUAAGGUUCCCACGCAGGGUAAGAUGAUGCCGUCACGAGACGAGUUAUCCAAUGGCAUUCUCGCAGGGGACAAGGAAUGCAAACCAGUUUUGGAUCCCGAGAGAACUAACCAUUCAAAUGAGUCCCCCGAAAGUCCAAUCGAUCAAGAGGCUCAAGUGGGCCAAGAAGUAGAAGAGGAUCCAGCCUUCGAGAGUUAUAUAGACCAAAGCUUUCACUAUCGAGCGCGGCUUCCGAUGCAGGCCUCUCCCGUAACUGGACCGAAUGUCUCAGCGAUGAGCAUUCAUUCUAAGCUGACUCAGACUGGAAUGCCCGAGUCUCCGGGCGACGAAGAUGCAGCGGCUAUCGCCAUUCCCGAGAAUCAGUGCCCUCUGGAGCAGAUUACAAUGUUAGAACAGUAUGUUGACAUGGAAUCAAUAGCUAUAGCUCAAGCAUCCGUGCAUCUACUAGAAUCGAUGUGUAGCCGAGGGAAAGAUGACGACAUUCAAAACUAUAGGUGCCAGCCAGCACCGUCAGCACUAAAUGAAGACCGGAUAAUCAACGGCGAUAGCGAGGGACCAUACAAGUGCAACGAGACCAUUAGUUGUACAACCGUAAUAGAAACUGGACCUUCUAAUGACCAAAAAACAUCUAAUGAGAACCCUUAUCCAACACAAGUCGACACAGCUGGCACUUCCAUUUUGGCGGAGACUGCCAACGCUCCUCACACGGAGAACAGGGCUACAAAGAACGACAUUCCAGACGUGGUAACCAACAACUCACAUGUAUCGCAUAUGGUACUUGAUGUUAAAACAACGAGAAACACCAACAUCCUAGAAGGUCCUGCGGCGUUCGAAACACAGCCAACCAAAUUCGGACUAUUAGUAGAUAAGGGGUCUACCUUGAUCGGUGAUCCAAUGAAUUUUAAUCGGGCCUCGCCAAUUAAGGCCAAUGGUUUGCUUACACUUAACCACGUAUCUAACAACGCAGAUAUAAAGGCCGAAGCACACGAUCCAAUAAGAAAUUCAGUAGGAAUAACACGAGAGGUAGAAUCGGAUACCGAAUCCGAUCCAGUCAUAGUACCAUUGUCGCGAUUAGAAUGGGGCAUUGACGAAGAUAAACUGAAGAUCGUAGUUGCCAACGAUGAAGAGGCUCCUGAGAAGGACACCUCGACCAAGGCCACUCUAUUAGAUCCUCCAGAAUCUUUUACACGAGGAAUCUCCGAUUCUCUUCCAGGGGCGAAUCUAACAAUCGAGCACAUUAAGUUGGAGCCUAUUGAAUAUGAAUCCUCACAUUGUCCCUAUCCGUCCCAGACCAUGUUGCCGGGUUCCCAGACAAAGGGUCAUGAAGUACCUAGGAUUGGGCCAUCACAACAAAGCCCCUGGGCUAAGGAGAUCUUGGAAUCCGCAAACCCAGAUAGGCGAGGCUGGUAUUCUACUACGGUUGAAGAAAUGACACCCACAAACGCAUUACUUAGUACAACAACAUCUAAGGAACGUCAGAGUCCCUCGCCUACAACAGAUAUAAGCAUGGUGCCCCGUUCUGAAUGCCCACCUAUUUCGCGUACACCGGCAACUUCUGAUAAAGAUUCACUAAUUCCACCCCCUCAAUAUCCCAUAGUAGCUCAUGAAUCAGACAUUCGGUUCUCAGAGCAUAGAGCUAAUCCUCCUACUACACCUCCUCGAAUGUCUAUACUUCACAUGCGUACCCCUGACCUCGAAAGAUCGAUCAAGCCAUUCUCCUUAUUCAAUACCCCAUCGCCGAAGCGCCAACGGCGAAACUCUCAGCAAUAUUCAUCUACCGGCCGUACCGUUGGGAUUCUUUUGAACGCCACACAUUCAAAUUCACGGAGUAGCCAGAAGUCGAAGCGGCGAGUGUCAUUCGCUCUCUUGCCAAACGAAGAUGACGUCGACAUUCCGCCAGUAUUCAACACCACGAGAGUCACAUCACCCCCACCACAGAUACUCGUCAAUACUGGAGACGAGGAUAUCGAUAACCAAUUUCAGGGACAUUUUGAUGCCAUGAAGCUACGCGCCAAUAAUAGGAAUAUCCGACUUCGACUACAGCCACGGCUACUCCCGAGCCCCUCACAGCAAAAGCCUACGAGCCCACAUAUUGGCGCGAUGGCCGAAGCCUUUCGGGAGGCAGACGCAUACUCAGCCUACGCACGUGAAGAUUUAGUUAAAGACAAGGAGAAGGACUGUACUGAGAAUGUUUCGGAGAAUGUUGCUGAGAAUAUAGUUGAGGAUAUGGCUGAUGUAGAGCAAUCACCAUGGCGAAAAGAGAGCCAGGGUAUAGAUCACGUUGCAGACGUUAUGGAGAACCUGGAUGAAUUUAUCAAUGCUUGGGACGUGAACGUCGAGCUUCAAAAGGCGAGACAAGCGUCGGGCAGAGAAAGCCUAGACGGGGAAGCCUUCUGGUGAGGACACAUAUGGCUGUUGCAUGACAUGGACGUAUAAUGAUAACAUAGGGCUAGGUGCAAGGAGUCAUGUUGAUACCCUUAGGUACACGUUGCUUUCCAGCAUGGCUAGGAGUUUAGUCAGUUAUGAUCUGACAGAUAGCAUAGUUUUGGAGUACCUGAGGGCUGCAUCUUAUCGCGAAGCUUUGCAUACCUUAUGAGAGCAAUUCAAUGUCCAUUCAUAGCAUAAGACUACCUAAGUUUAUGUCUAGAGCCCCCGAAGAUUUCAUUUAACUAUAA